AGGUGAUGUAUAACCAGCAUUGAUCCUCUGCACAAUGGUCGUGCCUGAUACAGCUAAUUACGCGAUCACCACCAUACUGUUAACACUUGUCGCUGUGGACAUAACAGGAAAUACAUUGGUUUGUUUGAUCAUAAAAAGACACCUUCAGAUGAGGUAAUUACGAGUUAAACUCCACUCUUCGUAUGUUCUUUCCUUACAUAUCUGCAUUUCAUAAUAAAUACACUUUUUGGCAUAAUUAUGAUGAUUAGGGGAAAUUCUUAAGAUUUACCUCAUAAUAGCGGAGCUCGCAGAGCGUAGCCACAUAAUUAUACAAAAUAGUAGUAACCCAUCAAGCCGAAAAAAUUUGGAUGUACGACCGUACGACCGUACAAGGUGCUACUUUUAACAUGCGUGGUCAACUGUACCACGGGCACGCCGUGGGCUUUGUUCAGUAGUCCAGUGGUCAGUGCACUGGGCUCCAAGUCGGACAACCCGGGUACUAGUCCAGGCCGGAGCAAGGCGUUGUGCCCUUGAGACGUGUGGGGAAAAAAAGUGCGAGCUCCGCUUUUAGGCUUGGCUAAAUCUAUAUAUUACAUUUACGGGUUGCCUCUUGUGUGUUUUACUUGACUGAUAUCUUUGAGUAGAAAUUCAUUCAAUGUCCAUUACCUUAAAUUUAGAAUCAGUCCUUAUAGUGUAUUAGAAAACGGUGAUUUUUAGAAAUUUCAGGGUCGGGUGAAAUUCGUUUGAUUACGAGUCAAUCUUUUGAUGCUUUUGAAAUUUCUUUAGAGGUAUUUUACUUUACAAAAAAAACAUAUAUAUAUAUAUAUAUAUUCAAUUGGUAUCUUCCCUAUUGACCUUUAUGAGUUCGCUCUUUGACUCCAAAGGACUCCCAUAAAUUAUUUACUCGUGAACCUGGCUAUUUCCGAUAUCCUGUUUGCAACGUUUAUCACACCAAAGAUUGUUGUAAGCUUCAAUAUAACUCACCCGGAUGGAACUGCAGGCUCAGUCCUUUGUAAGUUGGUGACAGGUGGAAAUCUGGCCUGGCUUCCUGGAAUCACCUCAGUUCUUACUUUGGUAGCUAUUGCUGUGGAACGAUAUUAUACUGCGCUUUACCCACUGGAUCCAAAGAGAAAACUGACCUACCGUAAGUUUAAGGUGAGUCAAAGCAUUCCCAUCGACUUACCAGGUGAAAAUACUGUCUGAAGUCUCUGACCAGCUGUUAUUGAAAAGGAAUCGUUUAUCAGCAUUUUCUGGUCCGUUCGACGUUUAAUUUUCACGAGCUUAGAUCUCAGGAUCCGACAUCGGAACCUUUAUCUUAAGUUAACAAUCACCUCCAUGUCCCUCAAGAAAUAUCAGGGAAAGUUGACUUGGAAUGGGUAAUGUUUGAAAAUAAAUUCAUCCGCAGACUCAGUCGAGAACUUCAUUUGGACCCAGUAGGGGCAAAAAAAUCUUUGUUUGCAUAUUACAUUUAUAGCAGAGGUAGCAUACUCAUUGUCAAAUUCACUGACAUGGUACAAGAAGACUAAUUGUCAUUCCUCAUGCCAUAAGUACGGUCAUUAUUCCUUACGCAAAAAGCGCGGUCAGUAUUUCUUAUGCACUAAGCAUGGUCAGUGCAUUUACCUGAAUUUGGAUAUUCGAUAACGACAUAUGUUAUUCCUAAACUUGAAAAACACAUUCUAAUAAGAAACAGUGAAUGAUUAUGAACGUAAUAGAAUUCGAAUUCAAUUUUUUUAUUUCAGGGGUAUGCAUAGCCUCUCUUGAUGACCGAAAAAGCAAAUACACCUCGGAUCAAAUUAUUUUCGAAGAAAAUGAAACGCUUCCAUGAAUUUAUAUUUCAGGUGAUCGUCCUUAGUUCUUGGGUGUUCUCGCUGAUUUUCAACUCACCAAAAUUUUUCGUCAGGACAUUUGAUGACCAGAAAAAUCAUUGUGUGCAAAGCUGGCCCAAAAGGUGGAUGAUUACAGCUUCCUGCUUGACGUGGUUAUUUCUGAUCGUAGUUUCCGUUGGCAUAAUGAUUGUGUUAUACUCUAAAGUAGUAUACACGUUAUGGUACAAACCCAAUGAUGGCAACCCACUAAACUAUCAACAACGGGUGAGUUAAUAAUUUUAAAUUAUGUCUGGAAUAGUCGAACCAAUUCAGCUUAUACUGAGUCAGUUUAGUUAGUAAGGCUGAAGUAGCCAGAGUAAAGGUAUAAACAAUUCUCUCUGUGGUUAUCUGUUAGAGCUCCAGUGAGAGUACUUUUAUUUUCUACAUGCGCAUGACGAGUGUUUACCGCAAGGUCUACAGCUGGGUCGCAAAUAUAUGCUACAGAGUUUUCAUAUAAAUUUCUGCUUCAAAGUCUCGAAGAAUUAUGUUGUCAACUUUACUAAGCAUUCACUUUCCUUGCCGUUAACAGAAAAAUAAAAUAAUUUUAACCCUUGAUAUCGGUGAGGAUUUAAUUGGUAAUAGCAUCUGAGUUGACAAUAUCUUCUCUUUCCUUAUACUUGAUUGACAGGGUGUGCUGAAGGUGCGGAAACGCGUCACUUUGAUGGUCAUAACUGUCAGUGUCAUAUUUGCGAUUUGUUGGGGAGCAGAGUCAAUUGAAUACGUGUUAAGGUUUUUCACGACUCUGAAUAUCACCUUCGUCCAUAUUACCAUCGUUGACAUGAUGGUGUUGUUUAAUUCAGCUGUUAACCCAUUCAUAUAUGCCCUCCUGAACCAUCAAUUCAGACAGAAGAUCAGAAGAGUGACUUGCUGCCCAAGUUCUGUGAUAGCGCCCAGGCCACGGGCUGAAACCGGCACGAAGGAAAGUGUUGUGGAGGAAACCAAGCCUUCUUUUCUUAAAUAGCUGAUGACACAUGGCUCAGAAGCCGUCAAAGUACCUUAGUUCUCCCUUGUUAGUGGCCAAAAAUCCCCUUCAGAGAAAAAAGACUGCAUGUAGUAGAAACUAAGCCAAACUUAUAUCUUGACCACGGAAUCUUUGUAUCGUUUACGACCAGUAUGGAUCAUAGAGAGCAAAGGAAUUAAACUGAAAACAUAUGAAAAUCAUAUAUAAAUCAUUUCUUUUUUUUUCAGGCAUUAUUUUUCACUACUAGUUAAGUAGUAUUCAUAUCAGCGAGGAUCGCUUCCAUUUCGUUUCUUCAACCGCAGUGUACAUAUGUUAUUUUCAUGUAUUUAUAGUAAUGAAUUUACCACGUGAAGGGUUUAUUUGUAACCAACAUAAUGACCAGCUCCCAGUUGACUUGUUAUCUCAGUUGGUAGAGCGCUGCACCGAUAUUUUAACAAGUAAAGUAUAGGCUAAAGUUUGUAAAAAAUGUGAAAUAAGAUAUUUUGUAAACAGUCAAAUUUACUGUAAGUUGCGCUUAUAGUACAAAUAUCGUUUUAUAAUGCAAAAAAAGCUCCAAAAAAGGCAGAUGAAAACAAGUUUAAAAACAAAAAGCAGGAAAGAAGAGAAAAAAAAAGAAAAAGGAAAAAAAUGGAGAAAGGACUGGAAGACAGGGAAACUCUGAGGAGUUCCUUACUUUCAUCCCAAAAUCCUAGUUCUCAUCCAUACUACUAAUUCUCUUGAUCGAUUCAAUAGCUGCCGUAGCUAAAUAUCAUCAUCCAGCCUUCACGUUACAUAUCAUUCCUUUCUAAUAGAGUGAAUUCGUAGAACCCGUUCGUUUAUGCUAAUGAGUUUUCACUCAAAGCUUAUGAGAAGAACAAUAGGCCAUUUGCGAAUUACCGUUAGUUUCAUUUUCAAAGCGAGUCCUGGUGCUCAUACUUUCAUAUGAUUAUGGUUUUCAUUCACAUCUCCAUUACUUGAC
Messenger RNA from Pocillopora meandrina, 3763 nucleotides. NCBI's taxonomy places the organism in Eukaryota, Metazoa, Cnidaria, Anthozoa, Scleractinia, Pocilloporidae. The record is from the annotation of a GenBank genome assembly.